AUGAAAUUCCUUUUCACGUGCUGGAAGAACGCCAAACCGCGACUGCUAAGAGGCAUUCAAGUGGUCCUUUCACACGAAGAAAAAUGCCAUAGCUUUAUUGAAUCAAACGAACAGCUGACGUGCACUGAGGUGUUAGAGCUCUCCUGUGAUCACGAAGAAGCCGAUACACGAAUGAUAACCCAUGCAAGACAUGCCUCUCAACAUUUCCCUAACAUUCUGAUCAAAAGUCCUGAUACGGAUGUUUUCGUUAUUGCACUUAAUGCCUCUUUGGACAUCGAUGCUGAUAUUUUCAUGGAAACGGGUGUAGGACAUGGACGACGAAUAAUCUCCCUCAGCAAUGUGAGGCAAUCUCUUGGAGACCAAUGGUGUAGGUCUUUGUUAGGUCUUCAUGCGUUUACGGGUUGUGAUACCACAAGUUCCUUUUACGGCAAAGGCAAGAUAAGUGCAUUGAAGAUUGCCAAAAUGAAAGUGGCGCACGCCACUACAUUCGAAAAUCUUGGGAGGGAAAUAGUACUAUCUGAUGCACUUAAACAGGACUUAUCAAGGUAUGUAUGCCAUCUCUAUGGUUAUGACGAAUGCUCGGACGUCAAUACUGCGCGUUACCAAUUAUUUAAAAGAGGGAAAUACGAGGAAGAAUUGUUGCCGCCUAACCAAGAUUCUCUCGACCAGCACGCUCUCAGAGCCAAUUUCCAAUGUUACAUCUGGCGACAUGCUACGCAACCAAUGCUUCAUCUUCCUACAUUUUACAACCACGGCUGGAAAGUAGAUGGUGAAGGAAACGUAGAAAUUGCUUGGAUGACCAUUCCUGCAGCCCCAGACUCAAUCUUAGAAUUUGUAAACUGCAAGUGUACGAAGGGUUGUGAAAAUAGAAGAUGUUCCUGUUUGAAGGCAUCGCUGAAGUGUACGGAUGUAUGCCAAUGCCACGAUUGCAAAAACCGCUAUAGCGAAAGCCAUGACGAAAGCGAGUGCUAUGAAGAUUCCGACACUUUUAGCUCCUGUGACGAUCACAGCUCGGAUGAGGACAGUGAGGAUGAACAGUAAAGAGUCAACAGUCUUUAAAACAGUCAACUUCUAAAGAUAUUCAUAAAGUGACACAAUCAGAAUGGGAUACUGCUGUUGCAAUCCAUUUUAUGUGCUAAAUCGCAAAUAGACGACAUCUCCACCAUUCGACAACGCGACGCGACGAUCAACUUUAAAUUGAUCCUAGUUUGAAUUUUCCAGAAGCGCCACAAUAUUUUGAGUUAUCUGGUCUACAUAUCUUUCAAAAUUUGCUCUCAUUGGCUAUUCAAUUAACUUUCAAGAACUAAAAAAUCGCGUCGCGUUGUGGAAUCGCGUCCGGUGUGUAUGGAUUGGAACUAUUUAUAUUCGAGCAAAGUCCAUAGCCUACGAUGACAA
Dendronephthya gigantea is the source of this 1395-nucleotide messenger RNA. RefSeq lists its product as uncharacterized. Lineage: Eukaryota; Metazoa; Cnidaria; Anthozoa; Malacalcyonacea; Nephtheidae. The record is from RefSeq and is a predicted model, not a curated record. Bases 1 to 1041 code for a protein of 346 amino acids. The transcript is spliced from 2 exons.